UUUGGAGGUGUGGCUGUGGCAGCUGACAUGGUGAGCUCCUGCACUUCAGAUUUUACCACUACACCCACGUGCUUCUUUCCUCUGCACACUCACCUCUCUAGUGCUGUCCAUCACAGAGGUGUUCCUGGUCUGGCCAUCUUGGGUACUCAUGAACCCUCUCGCUGUUCCUUCCUCUGUCUUUGCCUCUUAACCUCAAACCACAAGAGGAGACAUGUUCUUCUGGCAUUGCAAAGGGAGUGCCAGUUUUUGCCGCUGCUGAGAAUGCAGCAUGCUGAUUUUAGCCUUUCUUACUUCCUCCUCUUUUGGAGAAGUUUCAGUGCUUAACGGCUGCUGCUACUGCUGCUAGUACCGGGUAGGAGUCUGCAGCCAGGGCAUGUGUUGUCAUAGGAACAAGCCACCACAUGCUUCCUGCACAGGAAAGGGACCUGGUCAUAGCGCAGACAACAGCUAUUUUAACUCUUCUGCAGUCAAGAAACUACACGAUAUUUGCAGCUGGAUUCAUCGGCAUUCUUCAUUUAAUUUUUUUUUUCAAGCUUGUGUUAUGAGCUCCAUCCAGCAGAAGCCCAGCUAAGGACUUAGGAGACCCACCAGCGUUGCGCUUUUACACUCACUGGCGGCUUCCUCUUCUGAGUCCAGACAACCAUGACUGAGAAAGACCCCGAGGUGCAUGUGGAAGAGGAUGAGGAUGAGCUAGAUAGCAAAUUGAACUAUAAGCCCCCACCUCAGAAGACGCUUCAGGAACUGCAGGAGCUGGACAAGGACGACGAGAGCCUUGCAAAGUACAAGAAGUCCCUGCUGGGGGAUGGACCUGUUGUGGCAGACCCUACAGUUGCCAAUGUGACUGUCACUCGGCUCACCCUGGUUUGUAACAGUGCUCCAGGGCCAAUUACCAUGGACCUCACUGGGGACCUUGAAGCUCUCAAGAAACAGACAUUUGUAAUAAAGGAAGGAUCUGAAUAUUGUGCCAAGAUCCACUUCAAAGUAAAUAGAGAAAUUGUAUCUGGCUUGAAAUAUGUGCAGCACACUUACCGGACAGGGGUGAAAGUGGACAAAGUGACAUUCAUGGUGGGCAGCUAUGGGCCACGGCCGGAGGAAUACGAAUUCAUCACACCUCUCGAGGAGGCACCUAAAGGCAUGAUGGCUCGAGGAAACUACCGCAACAAGUCCUUCUUCACCGACGAUGACAAGCACGACCAUCUCACCUGGGAGUGGAACUUGGCCAUUAAGAAGGAGUGGACGGAAUGAGACCCACCUCAUUUCUCCUCCCCCUUUGCUUCCUCCUGCCUCUUGCACUGUUCUCCAGGUGUGCCAGUCUCUGGCUCCUGCAUGCCACGCUUCCUCCAGCACCCCCCCACCUGGCCCUUUUACUGUCACAAGAAAUUCUGUUUUAACACAGGCCUUGGGACAGACUCUGUCUCUCCUGCGCUGAAAAAAAAUAAACCACAAGGAAUUAAAACUGGGACAAAUCCUAUGCUUGCAUAGGAUCAGUCCUUGAAGUGCCUUUGCUAGGAAGACGCACAGAUACUAACCCAACACAAUUGCUAUCUAGGUUGUCCCCAUUUAAAGAUCUAUGGCCGUCAGCCUAGUUUCCUUGCAGUCUGCAUUCACUGGAAACGUACUUGCCUAUGAGUGGAUUCUAUCUAAUUUAGGCUUGUUUUUGUGUAUGUGGAAAACUUGCCUUUGAGAGUAGCAGGAGACACAGUUCCUGCCUUGGCCUGUGAAAAUGUCUGUGUCUUUGAAAAUAAAGCCAGUUUUGUCCUUUG
This is a messenger RNA of Zootoca vivipara (common lizard), 1763 nucleotides long. It is a transcript of the gene ARHGDIB, whose product is annotated as Rho GDP dissociation inhibitor beta. Lineage: Eukaryota; Metazoa; Chordata; Lepidosauria; Squamata; Lacertidae. Gene Ontology annotation, biological process: Rho protein signal transduction. The record is from RefSeq and is a predicted model, not a curated record. Gene Ontology annotation, molecular function: Rho GDP-dissociation inhibitor activity; protein binding. Gene Ontology annotation, cellular component: cytoplasm; cytosol; membrane.